AUGCCGACCUCAACAGUAGGGCACACGCCCUCAUUAUCAACAUUUCUGAAAAGUCUAAAGACCAACGAUAUCGAGUCCUCGAUCGAGCUACUAGUAUCCCUGCUCAAACGACGGCAAAUCAGGAACUCCCGACAAUGUGCUCUGGCCACCACACAUCUCCUGCUCAGCGUAGUGGCGAAGGAGCGGAUCCGAGAUGCUCAGAAACUAAUUGAACGGAUCAGAUCGGUGGGUCGUCGCCUCGUUGCAGCACAGCCCAGAGAGUUUGCUGUCGGUAACAUCGUCCGGCGUGUCCUAGGUGUGGUAAGGGAGGUAGCAGAAGACAACGAAGACUCUUCUGUUGGAAGUGAACUGCUGUCUCCAGGCACGCCUACUACACCUGGUACCUCUGAAGCUCGGAGGCCACAUUUGCCCAAGACUUUCUCCGAGUUCACACCACUCCAUGGUGCUGCUGCGCUGCCAGAGUCGUUCCAAACUGGUCUGCAUGCCUCGUCUAGCGAGCUCGAGAGUCUCGCAGCAGAUAGUAAGCCUCAGCGGCCUUCCCUCAUGAGCUCAACGACAUCAUACGCUGCACAGGGUCCAUCGCUCACUUCCCUCUUCAGCAUUCUGCAGCAUCCCGCCGGCCGCUCACCAGCAGGCUCGCCAGGCAUGAGCACACCGACUGCAUUCUCGCCUUCCAUGAAACCUUCCUCAUCACGACCCGCAACACCGCAGCGACCUGGAACAGCCAGUGGACCUAAGGAGAAGAUGGAUAUCAAGGCUGAAGUCAUCGACGGCAUCAAAGAACUCCUCGAUGAACUCGAUGUAGUGGACAGUCAGAUCGCGGAGAAUGCACUCGAUCACAUCCACAGCAACGAGAUCGUGCUCACUCAUACCUCCUCUCAAACAGUUCAGAAAUUUCUCAUGACCGCCGCACGAAAGCGCAAAUUCACAGUCUUCCAUGCGGAAGCCUAUCCAAAUAACCACGAAGCCACACACGCUACUAUUCUGAACGGAGCAGCUGGAGACGAAGACACAGACGAACGCUGGAAGCCAUUGACAGACAUGGGCAUCACAGUGAUCCUGAUCCCAGACUCGGCCGUGUUCGCACUCAUGUCCCGCAUCAACAAAGUCAUCCUCGCCCCCCACGCCGUCCUAGCGAACGGCUCCCUCCUCGCCGCCGCAGGCGCCAGCACUAUCGCCCGAGCAGCAAAAACACAUCACGUCCCCGUCGUGGUCCUCAGCGGUGUAUACAAGCUCAGUCCUGUCUACCCAUUCGACACAGACGAGCUGAUCGAGUACGGAGACCCGAGUAAAGUAGUCGCAUUCGAGGACGCUGCAUUCGCGGAGAAAGUGGAUGUGGUCAACCCUGUCUACGAUCACGUGGAAGAGGAUCUGGUGGACUUGUAUAUCACGAAUUUGGGAGGCUGUGCACCGAGCUACUUGUAUAGGAUUGUGGCGGAUCAUUAUCGGGUGGAGGAUGUGGAUUUGAGUUCGAAGGAGGGUGUGGGUGCUGCGGUGAAAGCUGCUUGA
Recurvomyces mirabilis is the source of this 1509-nucleotide messenger RNA. It is a transcript of the gene GCD7, whose product is annotated as GCD complex subunit gcd7. The record is from RefSeq and is a predicted model, not a curated record. Gene Ontology annotation, cellular component: eukaryotic translation initiation factor 2B complex. The transcript has a single exon. Gene Ontology annotation, biological process: translational initiation. Lineage: Eukaryota; Fungi; Ascomycota; Dothideomycetes; Mycosphaerellales; Teratosphaeriaceae. The coding region runs from base 1 to 1509 and encodes 502 amino acids. Gene Ontology annotation, molecular function: translation initiation factor activity; guanyl-nucleotide exchange factor activity.